AUGUUCGGCCUCAUCAUCUCCGGCCGUCCAGUCGACGCCAAUCCCCAAGCCAUCACAGAAGCCCAAUACGCCUUCCGAAUACCAACAACACCCGUCUUCAGCCACAUCGUCGUCUUCAUAUUACCCGGGAUCCAAUUACCAGAAGGAACAGCAGCGACAGUAUACGUACAGAUCCCACCUUCACAAGAAUUCAAGCUCCUCGGCGGCAUUGGACCGGGAAAGGAAAGUGCAAUCUUCAAAGUCUCUGGGCUCAAAUCGAGGGGAGCGGCUGAUGCGGAUGGAAAUGUUAUGGCUGAUGAUACCAUGGCCGGUGCAGCGGCUACGGGAGGAGAUAUCGUGGUUGGGAUUUCGAUUGAGCCGGUUGCGCAGGUUGAACAGCAGCUCGCGACAUUGCAGUCUGGAGGUGUACCAAAUCAGCCGUCAAGUGCUAUGGUGAGGCUGAACCCGAGUAGUGAGAAUGCUAAAGUCACCACGAAAGUGCUGGCGCAGAGGAUUAUCGGCAAUGCUUUCAACUUUCUGGCGAGUUUUGGAAGUGAUACCGUUCCAUUGAAGGCGUUUCAGGAUUGGUGGGUAAAGUUUGAGAAGAAAGUAGAGCUGGAUCCUAGUUUUCUGGAGAAGGAACAAUGA
Lecanosticta acicola is the source of this 627-nucleotide messenger RNA. The record is from the annotation of a GenBank genome assembly. NCBI's taxonomy places the organism in Eukaryota, Fungi, Ascomycota, Dothideomycetes, Mycosphaerellales, Mycosphaerellaceae.